Messenger RNA from Moneuplotes crassus, 1099 nucleotides. Lineage: Eukaryota; Ciliophora; Spirotrichea; Euplotida; Euplotidae. The record is from the annotation of a GenBank genome assembly.
UUUUAUAAAAAAUGCAGCAGACUUAUUACAGCAGAGGAAACAAGAGUAGCUCAAGAAGCCUUUCGAGAAGGAACCUCAAAACGUUGAAUACAGAGAAACGCCUUUCUCCAAUGCUCCAUUCAAAGUUUCUUAAAGGAAAUAACACCAUUUUUCAGCCGGCUAAGAUCCACCUUUUAGAUUCCCAAAGUGAAGAAAAUUUAGGAAAGAAAACACUUGUACUGGAUCUUGAUGAGACUCUGAUCCAUUCUUCAUUCACUUUAGUCCCCGAUGCAGAUAUGGUAGUCUCCAUUCCUUCUGAAUUCGACUGAAAACCUAAGAAUGUCUUUGUAAAAAUCCGCCCAGGUGCUUUCAAAUUUAUCCAAAAAUGAAGUGAGAUUUAUGAAGUGGUAUUCUUCACCGCCUCUACAGAAGAAUAUGCUUGAGAAAUAGUAAAAUAAACUAGACAAGGAUAACAUUGGAUUCCAAUAUUUGAGUCGAAAGCAUUGUAAAUUAAACAGACUUAAGCACUAUAUUAAGGACCUUAGUAGACUGGGUAGGAGUCUUAAGGAUGUUAUAAUCAUCGAUAAUACUCCGGUUGCUUACAUGCUCAAUAAAGCCAAUGCGAUACCUAUAAAAUCAUGGUAUAGUGAUAUAAAUGAUAAAGAACUACUGAAACUUCUUCCUCUUCUAAGGAAAUUAUCCCAAGUUGAUGAUGUUAGGGAUCAUAUAAAAUCAAUGCUUGAGAGCUCUAAGCCCAUUCAGAUCCCAAGAAGUAUUCUUUCUUCACACACUGUCAAACAUAGGAGCAAUAAGAUAGAUAAUGAGUUACAACUGCAAAUGAAAAAGAACACUGUACUGAAUCCUAUUGCUUUCCGUCAUUUAAAAUAGCAUAGAGAAGAAGCCGAAAAUUUUAGUAAAAGAUUAUUUCAUAAUCAGGAAAACGAAUUUUCGGAAACCUAAAAUAAACCAGCUUUUUACUUCUGAGAGCGAUUCUGAGAAAGCUAAGACUGAGAGGGCUAAAUUCGAACGUUUGCUUAAAGAAAUAAAUCAGGACCCAAACUUGUUUGGAUUCAAAAAUACUCCCUGUGUGUAAAAUAUUUCAAUAUUUUAAACCCAAUUU